AUGGAUGAUGAAAAGAAAAUAACCUAUGAUAAUGAAGAAGAAGAAAUAGACCCCACAGAAAAUAAUUAUGAAGAAGAAGAACAAGUAGACCCCACAGAAAAUGAUGAAAAUAAUGAUGAUGAUGAAAAUACGGUGAAAAAUAAUAAUGAUGAUGAAAAUGAAAGUGAAUAUGACAGUGAAAAAGAUUAUUCUGGGGAUGAAAAUUAUUCGGCCGAUGAUGAAGAGGAAGUAAAUAAUGAAGCAUCUGCUUUAUUUUUAAAACAAAUAUGGGAUGCACAUUGUAUGACUAUUCAAAAACAAAAACAAUCUAAAUUUAUACCGGCAACUAAAAGGUUUUUAGCUGCAACUUUUGCCAAAAAAGAAAAAAUGCUUAAUGAUAACAAACAAUUAGUGUCGCAUUUGGUGUUUUUAUGCCGGAACAUAGCAAACGGUAAAAUACCAUUAAAUAUAUCAGAGUGUGAAAAAGCUUUAUUUACGCACAUUGCCGAUAGAACUACAAACCGUGCAGACAUGCGCUUACGUUUACUCGAAGAAUUUGCGGUACAACAUUAUUGCAGUCUUGCUAUUAAACAAAUAGAAAUAUCUCGGGGUAACGAAGACGACAAUGGGGGAGGACGUAAAACGACUGAUGCUGAUAGACACCGAAAAAUACAACGCGAUGAUCAAAAACAUAGAUCGACUAGUCGCCAACAAAGGAAUUCUAGACGAGGCCAAACAAACAGCGGUCGAAGGGGAAUUAAUUGAAGGAUAUGCAAAUAUGAUGGCCAGUGUCGCAAAAAAACAACCCAAUGCUACCGAUGACAUUAAUUAUUCAAAAAAAAGAAAAAAUUAUCGAAAAGAACUACAGGAAACAGCUGCUGCUGCAGGUCAACCCGCAGCAGGUGGUCCUGCGCCAAAACCGGGAUCAUUAGCAAGCUCAGAAAAACUAAUACGUAGUUUUCUCAAACAAAGAGGGGUUGUAGAAACGGACAAAGGAACAAAAUUUGGAAACAAAACACUUAAUUUUAGUUUGGAUGAUAUGGUGGCUGAUCUUACAAAAAAUGUAACGAAAAAAAAGACAAAUUUAAAUGAGAUACAACACCAAAAAUUACUGAAAGAAUUAAAAAAAUUAAGUAUGCCCGUUUAUUAUAUACGUAGUGAAAAUCUUAAGGGUCAAUAUCGAUCAUUAAGUGAAUCUGCAGCAUCAACGUCGCACGCGUCGCCACCAGCAGCCUAUGAAACACCGCCACCGCAGGAUAUUGGACAGAUAACACCGUUUAGACAAAAAGGAAAGUCACGAGCGUACAUGGUUUAA
This is a messenger RNA of Paramuricea clavata, 1294 nucleotides long. Lineage: Eukaryota; Metazoa; Cnidaria; Anthozoa; Malacalcyonacea; Plexauridae. The record is from the annotation of a GenBank genome assembly.